ACAACCUACUACAACAACCACUGCAGCUCCUCCUGCACAACUACAACUACAACUGUAGCUCCUACGACCACCACAACUGCAGCACCUAACCACAACUGCAGCACCUACUACGACAACUGCACAACCAACCACAACACAACAACCACUGCAUCUCCUACAACAACUACAACUGUAGCUCCUACGACCACCACAACUGCAGCACCUACUACGACAACUACAACACCUACUACGACAACCACAACACCUACUACGACAACCACAACACCUACUACGACAACCACAACACCUACUACGACAACCACAACUGUACCUCCUACAACAACCAACUCACCUACUUCAACAACUACAACUGCAGCACCUACUACGACAACUACAACCGAAACUGCUACAACAACCACGACUUCAGCACCUACUACGACAACUACAACUCCUACUACGACAACCACAACACCUACGACAACAACCACUGCAUCUCCUACAACAACUACAACUGUAGCUCCUAAGACAACCACAACUGCAGUUCCAACUACAACAACUCACCUACUAAACAACUGCAGCUCCUACGACCCCACAACUGCAGCACCUACUUCAACAACAAACUGCAGCACCUACUACGACAACUACAACCAAACUGCUACAACAACCACAACAGCACCUACUACGACAACUACAACACCUACUACACAACCACAACACCUACGACAACAACCACUGCACUCCUACAACAACUACAACUGA
Oncorhynchus nerka (sockeye salmon) is the source of this 738-nucleotide messenger RNA. RefSeq names its product integumentary mucin C.1-like. Lineage: Eukaryota; Metazoa; Chordata; Actinopteri; Salmoniformes; Salmonidae. The annotation marks the transcript as partial. The transcript is spliced from 3 exons. The record is from RefSeq and is a predicted model, not a curated record.